AUGCGGUCGGAGGCGGAGAGCGCAGCGGUGCGUGUGGACCGCCUGGAACGUGAGGUGGACUACCUGGAGACGCAGAACCCCGCACCGCCCUGCGUGGAGGUGGACGAACGGAAGCAGGUGGCCACGGCCAAGCAGAAGAAGAAUGAGAAAUACACCAAGCUGACAGACUGCAGCGACACCAUCGCGAGUGUCAGGGCCAUGAAGAUCCUGAAGCGUUUUGGCAGCACCUCGGGACUCUGGACCAAGGAUGCCGCAGGGAAUUCUGAGAAGAUCUAUGUCUUCGAUGGCACUGCCAACGACACAGUGUAUGUCUUCCCCCGCAUGCGGGAGUUCACCCUCUUCUCUGCCACCCGCAAGGCUGCCCGCAUUAAGUUGCCCUACCCCUGGGUGGGCACCGGGCACCUCGUCUACGAUGGGCACCUCUACUACAUCCGCCAGCAGGGCUCCGGCCCCUUCCAGGUGAUCAAGUUCAACCUGGCCAACAAGACGGUGGUGGACAGCUCGGUGUUCCCCGCCGAGGAGCAGAUCCCGGUCUUUGGGCUCUCCCCCUUCACUUACAUCGAGGUGGCGGCAGACGAGGAGGGGCUCUGGGCCAUCUACGCCACCAAGGAGGAUGAGAAGAACAUAUGCCUGGCCAAGCUGGACCCCACUUCGCUGGACAUCGAGCAGAUGUGGGACACGCCGUGCCCUCGGGAGAACGCCGAGGGCGCCUUCGUGGUGUGUGGGGCCCUGCACGUGGUCUACAACACCCGCCUGCCCAGCCGCUCCCGCGUGCAGUGCGUCUUCGACGUCAGCGGCACCCUGGCCCCCGAGGACGCCUCCCUCGUCUACUUCCCCAAGCGCCCCGGCUCCCACUCCGGCAUGAAGUACAGCCCCCGGGAGAGGCAGAUCUACGCCUGGGACGAUGGCUACCAGAUCAUCUACCGCAUGGAGAUGAAGAAGAAGCUGGAGGUCUGAGGGGCC
Tauraco erythrolophus (red-crested turaco) is the source of this 963-nucleotide messenger RNA. NCBI's taxonomy places the organism in Eukaryota, Metazoa, Chordata, Aves, Musophagiformes, Musophagidae. The record is from RefSeq and is a predicted model, not a curated record.